Thunnus maccoyii (southern bluefin tuna) is the source of this 3957-nucleotide messenger RNA. RefSeq names its product mannosidase, alpha, class 2A, member 1 (gene man2a1). NCBI's taxonomy places the organism in Eukaryota, Metazoa, Chordata, Actinopteri, Scombriformes, Scombridae. The transcript has 24 exons. Gene Ontology annotation, cellular component: Golgi membrane. Gene Ontology annotation, molecular function: alpha-mannosidase activity; carbohydrate binding. Bases 232 to 3702 code for a protein of 1156 amino acids. The record is from RefSeq and is a predicted model, not a curated record. Gene Ontology annotation, biological process: N-glycan processing; protein deglycosylation; mannose metabolic process.
ACCAAGCCGGAAGCAAAACAAACAGCAGAGCGCAGGCGCAGCAGCAGCCUGAGCUCGCGCUGCGGAGGGACCAAAAAACCAAACUUUAUUUCACUUUAUUUUAAAACUUUUAUUUUAACUAUUAAUCCUUUUUUUCCCGGGAAACUGACGUCAGACAGGUGAACACCGGCACGGGACGCUGCGGAGCGCGAGACCUGCUGCUCGUGCAACGCGGAAGUUGGUCAGACAGUGAUGAAGAGGAGCCGGGUGUUGGCGGUGCUGGUGGGCGGAGUCUUCUGCGUGGCGGUGAUGUCACUGUACCGCAUGCUGGAGCUGAUGCAGGGGGCGGAGCUUCAGUACCGGGGGGCGCCACCUGCUGGACAGGUGGACGACGAUUUGUCCCGCCUCCAGCAGAAGAUUGACAGGUUGGAGCGUCUCCUUAGCGACAACAACCGGCUUGUUGCUACGCUGCGGGACUCUCUGCUUCACCGCAAAGCAUCAUGGGAAACAGGAGGAGGAGGGGGAGGGGGAGGGGUCAAUGUGAGCUCAGACUCCGCCCACAGCCGGACCGACCCGCUGCCUGGCUGCCGAUUGGCCGAAGAGAUGAAGGACGGAACUGACGGCGUGCAGCUGCUGGAUGUUUAUGACCUGCUGCUGUUCGAUAACCCCGACGGCGGCGCCUGGAAACAAGGCUUUGAGAUCAGUUACCACGGCAACGAGUGGGACAAGCAGCCGCUGGAGCUCUUCCUGGUUCCUCACUCGCACAACGACCCUGGCUGGUUGAAGACGUUUGACAGUUACUAUCAGGAUCAGACGAAACACAUCCUCAACAACAUGCUGAUCAAACUGUCAGAGGACAGCAGGAGGAAGAUGAUCUGGGCGGAGGUCAGUUAUUUCUCUAAAUGGUGGAACGACAUCGACGAGCAGAAGAGAGAAAUGGUCAAACGCCUGGUGGGGGCGGGGCAGUUGGAGCUGGUGACGGGCGGCUGGGUGAUGGCGGACGAGGCGAACUCGCAUUACUUCGCUCUGCUCGAUCAGCUGAUGGAGGGACACCAGUGGCUGCAGCGACACCUCGGUGUGAAGCCGAGCAGCGGCUGGGCGGUGGAUCCCUUUGGCCACUCCCCCUCCAUGACCUACCUGCUGAAGGGGGCGGGGCUUAGCAACAUGGUCAUCCAGCGCGUUCACUACGCCGUCAAGAAGCAGUUUGCUCGGCAACAGACGCUCGAGUUUCUAUGGCGACAGAGCUGGGACUCCUCCUCCCGCAGUGACAUCACGUGUCACAUGAUGCCGUUCUACAGCUACGACGUGCCGCACACGUGCGGUCCGAACCCGGCGGUCUGUUGUCAGUUCGACUUCCACCGCCUGCCGGGGGGGCGGGUCUUCUGUCCCUGGAGGGUACCGCCUCAGCCAAUCACAGAGCAGAACGUCCAGGAGAGAGCUCUCCUCCUAUUGGAUCAGUACCGUCAGAAGUCCCGCCUCUUCCGCUCUCCGGUGCUCCUCGUUCCCCUCGGUGACGACUUUCGAUUCGUGGAGUCUAACGAGUGGGACGCUCAGUUCAGCAACUACCAGAAACUGUUCGACUACUUCGACCAGCAUCCAGAGCUCCACAUCAAGGCUCGUUUCGGGACUCUGUCAGAUUACUUCGAGGCUCUGCGGCGGCGGCUGAAUGCGGCGGAAACGAGUCUGCCGACGCUGCGCGGCGACUUCUUCACGUACGCCGACCGUGACGACCACUACUGGAGCGGAUACUUCACCUCCAGACCGUUCUACAAGAGACUGGACCGCACGCUGGAGGCCACGCUGAGAGCGACUGAAAUCCUCUUCAGCCUCACAUUGGCUGAAAUGCGUCGUUUCCGUGGCGAUGGUCGUCUGGUUGCAGAUUUCCCGGCACGUGAACACUUCAGGCAUCUGACGGCGGGGAGGCGGAGCCUGGCGCUGUUCCAGCACCAUGACGCCGUCACCGGCACCGCCCGCGACCCCGUGGUGGUCGACUACGGCACCAGGUUGUUUCACUCGAUCCUGAACCUGCGCCGGGUGCUGCAGAGCUCCGCCCACUGGCUGCUCCUAUUGGACAAGAGCCAGUACCACCACGACCAAUCCAAACCCUUCCUGCAAACGGAUGAUGUCAUGGCGGCGCAGGACGCUCUGCCUCAGAAGAUGUCGCUCACACUCAGCGAUGAGCCCAGGUCAUUGAUCGUCUUCAACCCGACGGAGCAGCUUCGUACGUCCGUCGUCAGCGUCAUCGUGGACUCUCCGGACGCUCGAGUGGUCGACGCGGAAACGGGUCGGCCGAUGUCAGCGCAGAUCUCUGCGGUGUGGGCGGAGCCAAGCAGAGCGUCUACGGAAGCUUUCCAGCUCUCCUUCGUGGCUGAACUUCCUCCUCUGGCGCUCGUUGUGUUUCAUGUGACCAAAACUUCAGCUGGCUCCGCCCACCGCGCUCGGUAUACCGUCCUUCACGGCGGCGGGCCGCCGAGCGUCCACGCCGAGCACUUCCAGGUGUCCCGCCCCCAAGGAGCUGAGGCCGACGCCCCCCUGUCGCUUAGCAACAAGCACGUUGAAAUAUGGAGCUCCGCCCAGACCGGCCUGCUGCAGAAGCUGCGUCUGCAGUCCGGUCCGGUCCGGCAGCUCCAGGUCCAGUUCUUGUGGUACGGAACCAGAACCGGAGCGAACCGGGACAAGAGCGGAGCGUACCUGUUCCUGCCGGGGGAGGAGGGGGCCCAGCUCUACUCGCCCUCGGAGCCCCCCCUGAUCCGGGUCUCCAGAGGUCCGGUCUUCUCUGACAUCACUUCCUGUUUCCGACACUUCACGCACACGGUCCGACUCUUCCACGUGGACGGGCAUGCUGGGAGAUCCCUGGAGAUUUCCAACAUGGUGGACAUCAGGUCAGAGGGCAACCGUGAACUCGUCAUGCGGCUCGUCAGUGACGUUGCCAACGGCAACCGUUUCUACACCGACCUCAACAGCUUCCAGAUGCAGCAGCGGCGGACUCUGGCGAAGCUCCCCCUGCAGGCCAACUUCUACCCGAUGACCUCGGCGGCGUUCGUGCAGGACGCGGCAUCGCGUCUGACGCUGCUGGCGGCUCAGAGUCAGGCCGUCGCAGCGCUGCGGCCAGGAGAGCUGGAGGUGGUGUUGGACCGCCGGCUGCAGCAGGACGACAACCGUGGCCUCGGACAGGGCGUCACCGACAACAAGCUGACGGCGAGUCUCUACCACCUGCUGCUGGAGGACCGGAGGGGCGGGGCCCAGGAAGUGGGAGGAGCCUCAGUUGAACACCUGUCCCUGCUCGCCCACCUGACCUCGCUCUCCCUCUGCCACCCACCAAUCACCAUGGUCACCCCUGGCAACAGCCAACUGCCAAAGCUCCACCCCUUCCGGCCGCUCCGCUCAUCGCUGCCGUGUGACGUCCACCUGCUGAACCUGAGGACACUGGAGGACCCGCAGGAAGCAGAAAGUCCGUCACAGGAAGUGGCUCUCCUGCUCCACAGGAAGGGCUUCGACUGUAGCUCUGCCCCCGAGCCGCCGCCGCCGUGCACGUGGAGCGCGCACGAGGAGGUGAACCUGGACGAUCUUUUCUCUCCUCUUCCACUGCGUUCGGUCCGUCGGUCGGGUCUCACUCUGCUGCGUGACGAUGAUGAGCCGGAGUCCGCCCGGCAACAGCAGCCGCCACGCAUCACUCGUCUGCGGCCAAUGGAAAUCAGCGCUUUCCGUGUGGAGAUCGACUGAAGAACGAGAGAAAAGAAGCGACGUUUGAAUCCAAAGAUGUUUUUAGAUCUCAGAAUGUACAGAAACAAACAACUCAAUGAAAGAGUUAAAGGUGAUGACGCAUUUCAAAUGAAAAUGAAGUAAAAUGAGAAUCAAACUUCACGUUAUCAGUAAAAACCAGAUGAAAAUAAUCACCAUGGAGACGAUGUUAAUCCUGGAAAACAAAUAAAAAGGGAAGAUUAUAAAACCACUAAGAGAAGAACAGACUGAAUACAC